AUGACUGAAUUGGACGAGUCGCAACAGUGUGCCAAUUGCGCCAAGGCCGGCACGAUCGAAAAUGGCCUGAAACGCUGCGCAAAAUGCAAAGCAACACUUUAUUGCUCUCGCGACUGUCAAAAGUCUGAUUGGAAGACGCACAAGAAAGUCUGCGCAAGUAAUGCAGCAAGAAAUGCGACUAAUACGGUCCCUUCAUCAUCGACAGCGCCGUCAACGGCACCAUCAAGCACCUCUCGUGGGCCGCCGCCAAAGGGCUUGACUGCCGCCAUUGACAAGCCGUUCCAUAAACUCAAUGAUAAAACAUGGCUUCACAACCGACCCGAAAAGGAUGUCUACAAGCUCCUCAUAGAUUGUUACCGUCUUCGAAUGGAAGAUGAUUAUAAUCUCGAGGGCGAAGCCGAUGAGGAUAGUAUCUACGGCGGAUCAGCCAACGGCGGGAGAGGKUUCCAACGAUUCCUGUCGCUCGCUCAAAGCAGACGGGGUUUGCUUCCGUCGUGGUGGUCAGAGGAAAAAGCUUCCGAGUGUAUGCGGCUGGGUAUGAGGAAUUCUGGGUGGAGCAGUUUGGCAAGUGCUGUAGAGAAAGGCGAUAUUAUUGAGCAUUAUGGAGACUCAAAUAUGCCGAUGCAGUUGCGAAUGCUUGGGGAACAGGUUUACGGACGUGGUCCUGGAGGACAGGCUGGGGCUGGGAUGCUGCGAAUGCAAAUGAUGAUGGAGAGAUGA
Molecule: messenger RNA, 720 nt
Organism: Talaromyces amestolkiae
Lineage: Eukaryota; Fungi; Ascomycota; Eurotiomycetes; Eurotiales; Trichocomaceae
Exons: 1
Coding region: 1-720 (239 amino acids)
Biological process (GO): regulation of transcription by RNA polymerase II
Cellular component (GO): nucleus
Molecular function (GO): DNA-binding transcription factor activity, RNA polymerase II-specific
Source: RefSeq, a predicted model, not a curated record